Jaminaea rosea is the source of this 1660-nucleotide messenger RNA. RefSeq lists its product as hypothetical. The record is from RefSeq and is a predicted model, not a curated record. Gene Ontology annotation, cellular component: phagophore assembly site membrane; cytoplasm; Atg12-Atg5-Atg16 complex. Gene Ontology annotation, biological process: C-terminal protein lipidation; autophagy of mitochondrion; autophagosome assembly. Bases 81 to 1523 code for a protein of 480 amino acids. The transcript has a single exon. NCBI's taxonomy places the organism in Eukaryota, Fungi, Basidiomycota, Exobasidiomycetes, Microstromatales.
CUUUGACCUCCGUACCUUACCUCACAUCCUCUUCAUCGCAGCUUUUUUCGAGCAGCAAGCAGGUGAAACGCAGCACAAGCAUGUCAUCGACAUCGCUGCGCCCAUCAAACGUGAAUUCGCUCGCUGGCACGCCGUCGGGCAGCGCAGUAGCUGGUCCAUCACGGUUGCCAUCCUCUUCCCCAUCGCCCGCUGUCAAUAUGGAUCCCUCUCACCUCUCCGAGCGAAUCUUCUCUGCCGCUCUUCCAGUCGUCAUAUCCAUUGCUUCGGAUGAAGUUCUUCCAUCCUCAUUAUCAGAAGGCGCCCCAGCGGACCUGACGUACUACACCACCCUUCGACGGACGGGCUACCUUUCUCUGCACCUACAAGAGAUCAAGGAGAAUCUGAUAGAUCUCGUCCUCCCGCCUUCCUCAUCGACGUACAAACCAGAAGAUCUUUGGCUGUCCUCCGGCUCGACACCGCUCAAAUGGCACUGGCCCAUCGGCCUGCUCUACGACUUGACGACACUGAACGUGUGCUCCCCUGCCAAAGCCCUCACGCCUUGCGACCCCUGGAGAUUGACAUUGCACCUUCGUAAUCCCCCGCACGCAAAGCUUCCUUGGCCUACAAUUGCUCCUGCAUCGUCCUACUCUACCUCAGCGGUAGGCAUUCACGACGCUUUGGUAGAGGCAACCAAGCAAGCAUACAUGUCCCAGCUCAAGGAGGCGGACUUCAUCCGUAACGGGAACACCAAGAAGGUCAACAGUCUGAGGAAACAGGAACUAGAUGCUGUCUGGGAAGCGCUCGUUGCUGGAGAGUAUGAAAAAUGGAUGGGAGUGGUGGGCAGACUGUUGCCUGCUCAGGGGUCUUGGCCGGAUGAAGGAGUUGGGGCGAGGCCCGCAUUAGCGCACCUGCAAUCAACGACGUCGAGUAUUCCGAAUCGAAGCAGCUCCCUUCAUCCUGCAUCGUCCUCGACGGAUGACCAUCUCGAGGGCGCAGAUGACAGCGCAGUGCCAUCCGCUUCUGGACCAGGCACCUUCAGCAAGAGCAACUCUGGCGCCUACACCAGCCUGCCAGGGUUGAAGGCCAUCCCGGUCAAGAUUGUAUUGCAAGGAGGGACAGUAAUACAGGAGGGGGUGCCGCCGCUCGUCGUGCUAGGGGGUGCGGGCAGCAAUGGCGGUGGACAAGCGGAUGGCAAUGGCAACGGGAACGGUUCAAAUAGCGCGACAAGAUCCCUCACGGUAGGUGAAGCCUUGCACGUCCUCCUGCCGGCCCUAUUCCCCGCCUCUUCCACUCCAACUAUCGAGCCAUCACAAGCAUCGGGGGCCGAUCCAAGCUCACUCGGCAUCGACUUCUCUGGCUUUGACAGCACCGAAGGCAAGGCUCUCCCGGACCCGCCGGCUCCUCCGCCACCCAUGGCAGUUCCCAUUGUGCAAGGGGUGCGCAUACCUCUCGAGAGCAGCAUGCCGUGGUUAUGUAGGGUGAUGAGUGGAGGUGAAGGGUGGUUGACAAUCGUCGUGCUGCUGCUGCCGAUCGGCGUGUCAUAGAGAUUCUGGGGAAUGAGAGAGGUGCAAUGACGAAGCUGAAAGAUGAUAGACCGUAUCGAGCUCACAAGUCGUAUGAGAGCCCCUUCAUUGCCGUUCAAAGUAAUUUGCGCUCAAUUUCCAUCAGAUUGUGAGACAAU